AUGGAUAACGGCAGCUUGGAAUUGUUCGAAAAGGCUAACACAUCUCUUCAGAUUGAACUUCAAUCCUGUACUACAUUUAGGAACCAGGCUUCUCGCAUUUUUCUGUAUGCCUUCCUCUCUGUUGGCAUUGUGUGCACAGUGGUGGGAAACUUUCUGGUGGUCUUGUCCAUUGCCUACUUCAAGCAGUUGCAGUCCCCCACAAACUCCUUCGUCAUGUCCCUGGCAGUGGCUGACUGCCUUGUUGGCCUGGUAGUGAUGCCUUAUAGUAUGAUUCGGACGGUGGAGGGAUGCUGGUACUUUGGUGUCCUUUUUUGUAAGCUUCACUCUAGCCUUGAUGUCAUGCUCUGCAUUGCCUCUAUAUUCCAUCUCAGCUGCAUUGCAUAUGACCGCUACUACGCUGUCUGCAACCCGCUAGUUUACUCUUUAAAAAUGUCCAACAGUCGAGUAGCUCUCCUUAUUUGUGUAUGUUGGGCUGUUCCCAUGCUCAUCUCCUUUUGCCCCAUAAUGCUAGAUCUUCAUGUGGCAGGUGUGGACAUCCUGAUCCCUGAAGAUUUAUGCGUGUUCCUGGUCAAUCGCAUUUAUGCUGUCAUGGCUUCCUUGGUAGCCUUUUACUUGCCAAUGGCUAUCAUGCUAAUCGCUUAUUGGAAGAUCUUCAAAGCUGCCAAGCCCCCAGGCAGUCGGCAGGCCAGGCAGAUCAGCGCCAUGGAAAGCCAAAUGGCUUCUGGAGUUGGAAAGGAUUCAAGCAAGAUAAAAAGACACAGAAACACUAUGAAGAGGGAAAGAAAGGUAGCAAAAACAUUGGGUAUCAUCAUGGGAGUAUUCCUAAUCUUCUGGAUGCCCUUCUUUACAGUCAUCAUUGUGGACCCUUUUAUUGAAUACAGCACAGAGGUGGUUGUCUGGGAUAUAUUUGUGUGGCUAGGAUAUAUCAACUCCUCUUUAAAUCCCUUCCUAUAUGGUUUCUUCAACCGUUCCUUCCGUAGGGCAUUCCUCAUGUUCAUUGGCUGCAGGGUAUGCCUGCCUGGAUACUCCCCUUGGAUGGAUCUGUCACACACUAGGAAAGACCCAAAUGAACGUGCAGAUCAACAAUGA
This is a messenger RNA of Trematomus bernacchii (emerald rockcod), 1089 nucleotides long. Its product is annotated as trace amine-associated receptor 3-like. Gene Ontology annotation, biological process: adenylate cyclase-activating adrenergic receptor signaling pathway. Gene Ontology annotation, molecular function: trace-amine receptor activity. The transcript is spliced from 2 exons. The record is from RefSeq and is a predicted model, not a curated record. The coding region runs from base 1 to 1089 and encodes 362 amino acids. Gene Ontology annotation, cellular component: membrane. NCBI's taxonomy places the organism in Eukaryota, Metazoa, Chordata, Actinopteri, Perciformes, Nototheniidae.